UCGUGCACGUUCCUUCUGGGGCUAUGUUGCUGCAAGCUAGGGGAAACUUGACAGAUUUCUACACAUUUCAGGUGUUUUUAUUAUUUUAUUUUGUGUUUGGAAACCGAAUCAAGGAUCUGAAAUGAUAACUGUCCCAUCCAUCACAGAGGAUUGAACUGAGGUUAACGACUGUGUCCCAUCAGUGAGACACCCUGUAACCAUUGCAUAAUGAAGUCAAACCACUGAAGACAAUACUUGGCAGACUGUCUUGGCAGAUGUCACAUUGGCCCAAAUGGCCUCAAUGGAGAGAAAACAGCCGAUUCUCACUCCAUUCGUUCCACGGCGCAACGCUGUGAGGAAAACAAGUGCAGAAAUAGUCAGUGAAGCCAGACAGUCCCUGCGAGUCCAGUCCACCCAGCGACCGUUCACUCCCAGAGAUGGACACAGGCAACUUUUUGGAAAGAGCUCUGCUGGUGUAGACCGUGACAACCGACCUCCAUCUACCUUCAGCCUUCAUGCACAAAACUUUGAAUUUCCCGACUCGAGGCCAGGCUCAGGGACUCGCCUCUCUCCUCUGGACCAUAAGCCACAUUUGCCAGUUCCCUGCGAUGAUGAGGAUCCAUUCAAGGCGUUUCCAAAACCCCCCGCUGACCCUCUGGAAGCGAAGAAGCGGCAGCCACGGACGAGGGCCCGCCUCCUCAGAGCUGGAUCUCUCACCACACUGUCCCCUGUAGAGGGACACAAAGAUGUGAAAGAGCGAGUAAACCCAGGCCCGGGACAAAAGCAAGCGUCACUUAAACGACUCCCCAGUUCUGACCACACCGAGGCCCGCGGUGGUCCUCACAAACCUGGCCCACGCAGAGCAGCAAGUGAAAGCAGAAUAAAGCAGCCUGGUGUCAGCUCCAGCGUUAGACCUACAGAGUGCAGAGCAGGACAGACAACAGAGCUGGGGAAUGGAGACGAAACCAAGAGGAAGAAGGACGAUGCAGAGUCAUUGGUGUGGAAUAAUAGGAUUGCUCCUCUUCUCCAACAACUAGAGAGUAUGGCUGCAGGCAGCUCCGAGGGCUCGGUGGACCCUCUGUGUGAUGUGUGUGACCGUCUCCAUGGCACCUUGGCAGAAGCGGACAUGCUCGGCCGGCGCUGUAAGAGGAGGUCAGGGAUACUUCGAACGCUGUUUCGCCUCAUCGACCUCCACUCUGCCCGGCUCAACCUGCACAUCUCCACGCUCUGCCUCGCUCUGUGUGUCAGUGGAAACAAUCUGCUCAACAUCUGUAAGCUCAUCUUCCAGAUCAGCCGCAGUGAAAGCAACGACAUCCUCUUUCAGAACAACUCCAUCAUAGACUCGUUUCUGGGCGUUUUGAGCAAAGAGGAUGUGUCAUCAUCUGGAGAAGCUCUGCUGUACUGUGUUGGGACUCUGAAAUUUCUCUCAGGAAACAGUGAGAUCCUCAGACUCCUACUGGACAAGAACUGUGUUGGUGUGGCUCAGAAACUCAUCCAGAGGCUCUGCACGGCACGAGAAACAAACUUCACCACAUCAGGGCACAUCCUCGUACAGCUGACGGCAGCCUUGAGGAACCUUGCAGAUCACCCUGAUGCCCGUCCACUCUUUGUCUCCUUCUCUAUACUGUCAGAGCUCUUUGUGGUGCUGCGUCUUCACCACAAAGACCCAGACAUCUGCACCAACAUCUCCAGGAUAUACAGUAAACUCUCCUCUUACUCGGAGUGCCGUCUCGCUCUGGCCCAGACCCCCGACUGCUACCAACUAUUAUUAGAACUGCUGAGCAAACAUCACCAAAAACAGGACCUUGUUGUGCGACUUCUCUUCACCCUCGGGAACCUCACAGCCAAAAGCGAUGAGGCUCGGCUGCAGCUCUUCCAGGUCGAGGGCUGCAUGGACACGCUCCUGCAGCUGUACGUCACGUACCAGCACAGAAACCGCCCUCCACUCCCACAGACAGACCCCCCUCCCCUCAGCAGGCCUCAGGCAGCCCCAGCGAGCGUGCAGGAGGAGGAAGACGUGCUGGUGAAGCUGGUGAGGGUGCUGGCCAACAUGUGCAUCCACCCAGCUGUAGGUCCAGCUCUGGCUACCAACACAUCCUGCAUUCAGCUGCUGGUGGAGACACUUGAGUUGAAAACUGUGCUGGAAAGCGAAGAGUUAAUGGUGAAUGUGGCCGCCACCAUCAACAACCUGUCCUUCUACCAGGAGGAAAGCUCUGCACUCAGGCGCAGUCAACUCACCAUCGCAAAGUUGAUGCUGAAGUUGGUGCUCAGCUCAAGUAUGGACGCCAUGCUUGAGGCCACUCGUGUGUAUGGAAAUGUGUCACAGUCCAAGGAUGUACGGGACUUUAUUAUGCAAAACAAAGUGCACCAGUUUGUAGUGACGCUGCUCGACUCAAAAAGCACUGAGAUGUGUUUUGCAGCCUGCGGGGUCCUCACCAACCUGACGCUGGACCCCCCCAACAGGCUCAGUCUCACAGUGGAGGGGGCUGAUGCCAAGCUUGUGGAUUGUCUGAGAGACUUCGGAGCAGGUGAUUGGCAGCUGGCGGGCCAGGUUUGUCAGGCGUUGUGGAACAUGAGCGGCGGCGGCUCAGAGACGUUGCUGGACACACAGGAGAGAGAGUCGCUGGUGGAGAUCCUCACUACAUACUUAGAUGAAGAGGAGGCUCUGAGGUGGAUAGAGAAUGAAGACAUCAAGGACUACCAUAGGGCAUGCUGGGAGUUAGAGUUCUUACCUGCAGCUCAAAAACUGCUGAAGUCUCUCCAGCCUCUGGAUUGGACAGCCUGAUGAAUGUUGUGGUUGUUUUAUGAUGUUGAAGCCUUAGCAUUGUUUUUAACUCUCAUAUACAAAAACCUAAACUAACUUCACUAUUUAACAUUAUCCCCUGUCGGUGUAGAGAAAGCUUUCUUUAUUAAUGGAGGGCAUAAGGUAAGGUCAGCAUGAAUUCAUUUCAGUCACAGUGGAUUUUCUCGGUAGUUUUGAAGGCAAAAAAAGUCAAAACACCUUUUAAAUGUCUCAAGCCACUACUGCAGCAUCCUUUAAUGCUACCCUUUCUAGGACACGUUUGUCAUGAUUUAGCAAAAAUGAUGGCAAUUUCUCACAGUUCAUACUGACUAUUGCUCUUUGCUAUUUAUUGGUGAGAUUUUCCAUGAUACUAGAAACCUUUUGCAGACCGUUUUUAGGCCAAAAGAUAAGCAGCAAGUCAUAUUCAAAACAAUUACAAAUGUCUGAUGAAUGAAAUAAUGCUAAAUAAAAGAAGCAGGGUAAAUCUGAUAAAUGAUACAGUUUGUGAGUAUACUUUGUUUCUCAAUUAUUUGUCUCUAUAAACAUGUUCUGCGUAGCUUUUUAAUCACUCUGCGUCUUAAGAAUAACAACAGCUUAACUUUGUAUGCACUUUAAUUCCCAUAAAGCUAGCAGAAGCCUUGACUUGGGUAAUUUCAGAUGUACUUUUAUACAAGCUGCACAUUUAUAUAACAGACGUUAUCUGUUUUGUUAGCUGACUGCGUUGUAAAGGUUCUUUUAUGAUAAUGUAGUCUUGAAAAACAGAUGACUAACUUGGAAUUUACCUUAAGUAAAUGUUUCAUUGUGCAGGGAUUUUGUGACACUGAAACUUGUACAUAAUAAAGAAACAAGUGGAAAAACAGAGUUUGCUUCUCAUGGCCUUUUUUAUUACACAGAUAUGGGGCCAGGCAGUGCUUACAAGAUACACCAAGUACACCUAAAGUACAGCAUUUCAAAAUCACAUGGUUAUUACAUUGAGACAAAUCACAAAUGGCACUUAAUGUAAAGACCCAUAUUGUCAUUUCCCCCAGUUUUCACACUAUAGAGACCUUUAAACAACCACAAGACAAGCCGAUGUUUCAAAAAACGCCAAAUGAUUCUUUAGCCAGAGCUAAUAACAAACAUUGUUCUCCACAUUAAGUUUCUCACGUUGAUAUGAAAGACAGCCGGCUGGCUGAUGCCAAGGUUUCCUUUUUCAUUUAUCAUCUGGAGGAACCGAAAAAGUGAAGGCAGUUUAGGAUAACACUAAGUUUCUCUGGUGAGUGAGAACAAAACACACAGGCCUCGAUAAGAAACACCCUGAACUUCAGACAGAUAACAAGCCUCACCAGGGAAAUUUAGGUUUUUCCCAGUGAGGUGAUAGCGAGGCAAAUAGAAAAGAGAGGUAAAGUUUCCUACAAGGGAUUCCCCCUUAUCUCAAAUUAUUGGUCAGGAGCAAAGAGAAACUUUGACCUUGACGGCUCCACAGAGCAGGGCUCUGGUUCUCAGUGAGUCAUACAUGAUGAGUCCCGGGACCUUACUGAUGACAGGCUGAGUUCAGAUCGUUGUGGAUGUAGUCAGCCUUAUUAUCAAAGAGCUGAGUGUACGUUGGAGCAUAAGGUGAUGGAACAACUCCCCACCUCUUCUCAUGAGUCAUCUCACCAUUAUUUCACUUUCUAAACUCAAACGGUGGAAGUGAACCAAUGCUGAUUGUGCUGCGAGUCUUUUAUUCCUGAAUUGUGUCGGCCUCUCCACGUCUAAUAUAAUCUCCUCGAUGAAGCAGUGAAAUCAAAUUGUUAAGGAGAAAACUACGAAUGAUACACAACAAUUCAAUAUCAGUUUGUUUUUUUCAUCUUUUUAAUAUAUUUUCAUAUAAAAAGUGUCAGUCACUGACAUCAGUCAGAAGUUUGAAAGAAAAAAAAACCUCCACUUCCUCUCAAACCACUUCCAAAUGUACCAUUCUUUUAUCAUCACCCUCCUCCUCCUCCUCCUCUUCACUCAUUCACCUGUCUGACUCUCAAUCCACCCUCAGAAGAAUGCAGUACUUUACUGGUUUUAGUAAACAAAAAACAAAACAGCAGAGGCUUCACACCUCUGUUCAAAGUAAAAAAAAAAAGCUUCUUUCGCACUGGUUAGACUUCCCCAGCAGGGAAAUAAGCACAGCUACAACAUUUUGCGUUCGACAGGUAAUCGACCGCAGUCGGCCCUGUGUGGGCCCAGGGUCCCAAAACAAAGGGAACACGGCGCCCGGUAAGAGUCUCUGCUCACCAAAGAGCAUUUCUUAUAAGUUUUAUAGAGAAAGACAUAAGAGGUAUUCAUUUACUGGUAAAUUCACAAUCCAAAGCUUUGAAAGUGUUAGGAUGACCAGGCAGCUGGGAUAAGCGGAAGACAGAUAAUGUGUGGUCAGGGCAACCGGAAGCAAAUCCCCCCGGAAACCUGGUUUCUAACUUUCUUUUUGAUUAGCUUUUUUUUUUUUAACAUCCCCAUUACCAGAAAAAAAAAAAAAAAAAACA
Molecule: messenger RNA, 5250 nt
Organism: Notothenia coriiceps (black rockcod)
Lineage: Eukaryota; Metazoa; Chordata; Actinopteri; Perciformes; Nototheniidae
Gene: armc2
Product: armadillo repeat containing 2
Exons: 18
Coding region: 272-2764 (830 amino acids)
Biological process (GO): sperm axoneme assembly; cilium organization
Molecular function (GO): protein binding
Source: RefSeq, a predicted model, not a curated record